Molecule: messenger RNA, 861 nt
Organism: Dendrobium catenatum
Lineage: Eukaryota; Viridiplantae; Streptophyta; Magnoliopsida; Asparagales; Orchidaceae
Exons: 1
Coding region: 1-861 (286 amino acids)
Source: RefSeq, a predicted model, not a curated record
AUGGCGGAAUGCUUGCUCAAGAAUGAUCUUCAUGAAGUUGGCUUUAACGGUCCUAGAUUUACAUGGUGUAACAAUAAGGUCGGUGGUUCUAGAAUACUUGAAAGAUUGGAUAGGUGCUUUGUAAAUACGGAUGCUUUAAGAUCUCCUUUUCAUUCGGUAGAAAGAAAUUUGGCUAGAAUAGCGUCGAACCACUGUCCAAUCUUAUUACAGUUUCAAAAUUUCUGUCCUAAUUCCAGUAAAAUUAUCAAAUUUGAAAACUAUUGGGCUUCAUAUCAAGCUUCAUUUGGGGUGGUGAGAAAGGAAUGUUGUAGGAACUAUCAAGGAAGCUAUUCUCAAGUUCUCAACAAAAAAUGUAAAAGAGCCCUGAAGUCAAUAUUCUAUUGGAUCAAGUCUAAGUAUAAAGAUCUAAAUAAGUUGAAAGAUGAUCUCAUGGAUGAGAUUAUGGAACUUCAAAACAAAGUGUCUUCCUUAGGGAGUCUCUCUGAACAAGACUAUUGGAACCUUAAAGCUAAGGUGAUGGAUCUAAAUGCUACCAUGGCAAGAUUGAAUACUUGGUGGAAGCAAAGAGCCAAAGUAAAGUGGUUCAAUGAAGGAGAUGGUAAUUCUAAGUUUUUUCAUACUUAUACUAGUGCUAGAAGGAACUCCAACAAGAUAAUAAAGGUUAAAGAUGAAAAUGGGAUAUUGGUGGAAGAUCAAAGGCAAAUGGAGGAAGUUUUUAUGCGGUUUUUCCAAAAUAAAUGGGAAGCUAGAAGGAGUAAUCUGGAAGGUUGGCCGUCACCUAUCAAUCGCUUGAAUAAUUGGGACAUAAUUUUUUUGCAUUCGGAUUUAUCACUAGUUGAAGUAGAAGAUGUCUUAAAAUAA